AUGGCAGGAGAGACUCAGCAAUUGCAUGCUGUCAAAGAGCUGGACCCUGAGUUCAAACUGCAGGAUGUGGGGACGGCGCCGGAACCACAGACUGACAAAGCCACAAAGGAGUCUUCAAAGCACUUUGCAAGCACAGGGACUGAGUCCAGAGCCAGCAGCGUUGAGGCCAAAGCUGAAAAAGUAGAGAAGCAAAGGGACUGUCCUCAGCAGCGAGAAGCUGUCAUACGGCCGCAGCAGGCAGGGAAGAUUGACUUCAGGUCACUUCAGAACCGAUCAAAGUUUUCCAGUGACAGGACUUGGUCGAGUGGGAAAGGCAGCCCCCAGUCCCCGAGUGGAAAGGGCCGCAGUCGGGAGAAGGGAAAGAGGUCGGGAAAAACAGAGCGUGGCAACCCCCAGCAGCUGUACAGACUGAGCAUUACAAAUCCACGCUCCAACCCCAACAUCGGUAUCGCCUACCCACAGCAGAAGGUUUUGCCACCCAAGAAAUUGGAGACCAGCCGCGGCCCAGUUUCGGGCAGCUACAGAUUCCACGUUCCCAGUAUACCAGAGAGGGAGGCCGAACUCCAACAAGAAGAGCUUAACUAUAGCCGGUGCUUCCAAGACGCCCCCUCUAACCUCACCUCCCCAAGCUAUACCUCACAGGCGCUAGGUUCCUCAAGUGGAACGUCAACCCAUCCACAUCCACCCCUGUCACAGCAGCAGCAGGCUGCAUCCAUGGAGCUCAACAGUGCACAGCCGGGCAGUCAGCUGAUUCCUGCUGACUUUCAGCUGAGUGGCUCUAACACAUGGCAGUCUCCUGAAAAAACUUUUAACGGUGCUAACUAUGGGGUGUCAUCCCAAAAAUCCACUGCCCUUACAGAAGCUAAUAAGGCAAGUCAAAACAUUGCUCAGAACAGUUCUCAGUUCAUUAACGAACAGCAGCCAGAGGAUAGAGGCUGUUACUCUCAACCCCCGCCGUCUCAGUUCAUUCAAGGGGUCGCAUCCGCCAUACAGUGUCCCAGGAAUCUGAGCGAGGAUUCAGCGAGCAGCGACAGCUCGGGCACCAGCUCACAGCAGUCAGAGCGGGGACAGACCGCCCCACCUGAAAGCACAGAAGCUUUUGGUCACGGAGACAUCGAGAUGAGCCAUGCACAAGUGUGUGAGUCAAAAAGCAAGGCGGUGUUCUUCGGGGUUAACCAGUCUCUUCCGGCUGCGUCUUCAAGAAACUACAAUUAUUCUCCGUUGCAGGUCCCGCCAAUGGGACUCAUGAUGGUGUCACCGUAUGAAUCGCCUUUGCCCUCACCGGUUCAUAACCCUGCAUCGAGCAGCACCUGUUCUUCCCUGUCUCCAGCAUCCACCAGUCCUGUUGAUAUCAGCUCAGAGGACAGUCACAUGUCAAAGUCAGCGACCCCUCACUCGUUUUAUCACCAGUCCCAGCCCAAAACACAAAUCCUGUCAGAUCACCUGACCUCUCACCAGUUUCAUUCUGACGCUCCGCGAAACCACACCUAUGCACCGGACAGAGCCAAAGACAACAUUAUGAGCUACCUACAAAACACCACGCUUCCUAAGACUGCCAUGGAUGGCAACAAAGGUUACAUGGACAGUUUUGGAGUGGAGCAUCACCAGCCUCCGCCGCCGUACUCCGCACAUCAGCUGUUAGCGACCUCAUUAGCCACGGCGAAUCUCGACCAGUUGGAUGUGCUCUUAACAUGCAAGCAGUGCGACCAGAACUUCAAUAACCUGGCUUCAUUUCUAGGCCACAAGCAAUACUGCAGUCACCAUCCGUUUGCACAAAAUGACCUAAAAGACAUAUCAAAGAUGGAGGAAAACAGGAAGUUUCAAGCUGACGCCACAAAAGCGGUGUCGUCUGUGUCAAAUGUCUCAAUGUCGAGGUGCCCUUCUGACCUUCACCUGUCUCUGUUGGGCCUCAACAAAAAUGGCGAUCUCAUAUCUGACACUGAAACUAAAGGAGACAGUAAGGAUGACCAGCUGAAGCUGAACUUGUUUUCUGGUCCUGGUAACCUGCCGGUCCCCCUCCCUGAUCUAGAAAUGGAGGAUGCCAAAUUAGACAGCCUAAUCACAGAAGCCCUGAACGGACUGGGAUAUCAAUCGGACAAUGCAGAGAUUGACAGCAGCUUUAUCGACGCAUUCGCUGAUGACGACCUCACAACUGUUAAAGCGACGUCAAACAAACAAUGUAUGAAAACCAAAGAAUCCCUGAUCCACGAGAGCAAAAACAAACAAGUAGCAAAUGAUGCCAGGUCGUUCACGCAGGGAAAGUAUUUCUAUGACUCUGACGCUGUGAGCCCGGAGACAGAGAAACACAACACAGAAAGCAAACUUGAGAAAAUAACUCUGAAUUUAGAAAAAGAGGAGAAAAUCAACAUCAAAAAGGAAGUCUCUCAUAAAAAUUCAGGAACCGCCUCGAGGGAGAAGACGAGAGAACAAGACAGCAAAGUGAAAGAGUCAAGAAAACUGUGCAAGGGUGAGGAAGAGAACGCGAGUGCACAAAGGUUUCUCUUGUCUGGCAAGUUUUCCAAGCGUUGUGGCGUUAAAAGCAUUCAGGAGAGCAAUGCACCUCGAGGGUCAACAUCCUCACAGCCUUCCACAUCGCCGAUCUCAAGAACUGCAGUGAAGGAGAGCAAGAGGAAAAGCACUGGAGGGGGCACCUGGAGCAAAGAGCUUAUUCACAAAAUAGUUCAACAGAAAAAUAAGCUUCAUAAACUUCAUGUUAAAGGCACCAAGAACCUCCAGUUCUCCCUGGUGAUGGAGAGGCUGACUCCCACUGUGCAGAACCCUGCGUUUGGAGAGUACGACUACGUCUCAGACACAGAUGAUGAGUGUGAACCUGUCAAGAUAGCGAGCCAAGGGCGGCUGAAUCAAAGCAGUCGAUGUAAAUACACAUACACCAAAGAGUGCAAAUGGCGAGCGAGGAACGAGAGGGACCAGGCAGCGUGGAGACACGAGUCGAAAGAGUGUUUUGAGAUGAAGAAAAGCGAGGAGGUUUCUCUCUCGCCUGAGAAACUCUGUUCUCACCAGAGACUCAGGAGGAGGGGCAGCAGGUCGUCCACAAGCAGUGAACUGAGCACAUCUGUGAGUGUUUCGAGCGAUUGUAUCAACAGCCCCAAAAGCACUGACCGCACUGACUCGGACUGUGAGAGGAAGACAGAAGUCAAAAAGAAAGAGUCUCCAGAGCACAGAACCUAUGAAAAGUCCUCCCCGAAGAAGUCGUCUAAAGAAUCGAGCGUGCUCUCGCUGACGUUCACUAAAUCUGUCAAGAAGUAUAACACUAACAAAGAAAUUCCUCCUGAUAGCAAAGGCAGCACAGAGGAUCCAAAGAAGUUUCAUUCAAAUCUAGAAGGUGAUGAUCCGGUGCCAUCCUCACAAAAAUCAAAAGAGACGAACAAAAACCUUGAAAAAUGCAACAGAGCAAAAUCAAGAGAGAAGCUCGAGUCUUACAAAGAAGAUACUGUCAGUUCAGAUAGAGUCAACACACAGAGAUCACACAGUCUGAGCCCCAAAGAAGAACCCACGAUGUGUAGCAGUUCAGAUACAAAGUCACUACAGGUGAAUUCAAACACUCCCAUGAUCGACAAAGAAAGUGAUUUCAAUAUUGACAGAAGGGCAAAGGAGAAAAGAAGAGAACUAUCAGACGAUGCCACAUCUGAAAAACAGAGCGACAGCAGCUGUGUGGUGAAAGAAGCGCUAACUUUAUGCAACAAAGAAGACACACAGAGAACUCUUUGCACCUCUUUGAUGGACGAGGUGUGCCUCUCUCCAACUGAAAGCCAAGGCCCGUUCAUACAAAAAGACACACUCCACCUCAUGCCCUACCCCCUGGAUCAGGAACAAGUGCUCAUCAAAUCCCCACUCUCCUUUGACACGUCUUCAAUGUUUGGGGACCUCGGAGGAUUCGACAGUGGCCUUUACUCAGACAUGCCCAUUCAGAAAGACGGUUUCCAUUCAUUGGAGAAUACAGACGACAAAAAGGUGGAGUUUGUGUCGUCCUUCUCUCCCUUUCUGGAGCAAAAAGACUGGAGCCUCAUAGUGAGCCCCGUGCAACCAUAUGAGAUAUCUCAGUACAAAGACAGCUCUGGGAAGUCGCAUGAAAAGAAAGCAGAUUAUAAUCAUGUUUCUUUGUCUCUGCCAGAGAAAAUAAUUGACUACGGUGCAAAUCUCAACAGCUGUGCAUCAGAGGACGAGCUGGAGAUAAAAAGAAUAGUGAACGAGCUUGAGAACCAGCUGCAGACGACGAGGCUGGAGAGCCCGCCCUUGCUAGCAGAGGGUGUCUCCAAGCAGCUGCAGAUGAGCAAAUUCUCACCUUUACGUCUCAGCGACGAGUCAGGGAGUGAAACCGCUGGCCUGGAUAUGAGCUGCCCCGUGCAAACAAUAGAAGCACCAGAGGCCAGUUUGCCUUCAGAGACUUUUACGGAACCAUGGGCCAGUCCAUUUCAGUUCGAGUUAAUGGGCGGGCAAAGCAGUCCCCACAAUCCAAUUUGCGAUGACAGAGGGGUGGUUGAACAUUUUACUGAAAAAGGACAUGAUGCACCGAAUUUGAUUGCAACAGCCUCACAAGUUUUCAAUCGACAACAACGCCAUGCCCACAAACCAGAGGAGCAGAAGGCGGAAAAAAGGGCUAAAAAAGAAACAAAGGAGGAAAUCUUGGAGCAGAAGAGAUACACAGAAAACCUCAUGAAAAGCCUCGAGGUGAUUUCAGACUCUAUAUUCAAAAAAGAGCCCAUUAUAUCAGAACACGAGGAGCCAAAUGUCACCUCUCUCACAAGUCAACAACAUCAAGGAAUUGAAUGUCAAGAAAAAGAUGCGGUUCAGAGAGAAGAAGACGACGGUGAAAGAGAAGCAAUUACCGGGAAGGAGAGUACAUUAUCACCUCCAAAUAUCAAUGAACGGAAGGAUGAUAUUAAAUUUAUUCUGAAUGAGUCCCAGCUGUCGCUCUCUAACAGCGCUGACCCCGCUGUUGAUGGAAACCGGCCGAUUUCAUCACAGCCGAGGGAGUCCACAGAAAACAACGAUAGCAAGGAGGAGACUAAAGUCACAUCGGAGGAGGAUACAGUCGAGAACAGAGAUUUAAUUGAGUCUGCUCUGUGUUUAUGUGCAGCGACACCUGACCCACAUGUGGUGGAUGGAUCUGGCGGGAACUGUAAUGCAUCUGACAAUGUGAAGAGUAGUGAUGGUCAAGAGCAUGCAGCCACGGAUGAAUAUGAGGUAGCAGAGGCGGUGAAGGGAAUUACUGGUCAAUCUGUGAGCCAUCGUUUAUCACAGGCUUUACCCGCCACCGGUCGAGACAUUUGUGAAAACGCAAAAAACAUCAUGGAGUCGUCACUUGAAGAACAAUCCACUAACAAUCCAGAUUCCUCAGAUGAUUUAACAAAUUCUGGUGACAGUGGUGUCAGUGUUAUUGAGGAGAUAACUGUUGACACAGGUGAACAAGAUCAUUUGAUAGGAUCGUCUCCCUCUAAAAGCUGCAGCCCCGCUAACACCUACAGCACGAGUCUAACAAUCGAUGUGUCAAUGGAGAUCGUCACCUCAGACCAGCCUUGCAGUCCGAUACUUGUGGAAACAAACACAGACAACAAAAGUCCCUGCUCAACAUUUCUGGACGACCGGUCCGGUCAGCUGGUUGCUCCGCAGUCCGAUAACGAUGAUUCCUGCAAAGUGAUUUCACUCAAACCUGAAACCACUCUUCCCUUUGAGACCAUUCAGACACAAGAGGAGCUUUUAGAUGUUCAGGAUAUCAAAGAGCAUCUCCCUGUCGAUUUCAUGGCAAGCCACCAAAACUCACCAUGCAGGGAAGAGGUGGAGGAAAGUGACUGUCUUUUUGUCGACACCGCAACACCAGCAAGUCCUCUUUUAUCGACCUCUGAUCGGAGGCUCAUGCAGGACUGGGACAGAGAAGAGGAUUCAUGUCAUUCACAAAGCAAUAUCAGUAACAUGUCUGUUGACCAAAACUCAGUUCAAAACAUGAAAUCCCCAAUAAACCAAGAAGAUGGCACAAAGGGUGUUAACAAUGACAAACAACAAAAUACAACAACGGGGAUGGAGUACUCUUUGAUAAUCCCGCCUCCCCUUGACUUGGGAAUUGAGUGUAAAAUCCCUGGCUCUGAAACCCACAUUUCUUCUCCACUGCCAGUGCCCGUGCCCGGAUCAGCAAACCAAUCAAGUGUCUCAGACGAACUCGGAAAGGGAGAUCUAAUUUACGACUUCAAACUCAGUCCCCUCAACUACAUCAGCAUCACAGACGAGCCGCCGCAAUUAAAUCAAUACAACUACAUAGCAAUUUCACCGGCCAGUAAACUUGAAGAGAACAUCAAACAGAGUCCCAGAGACGACUGUGAACCAUGUGUCCUGAGUGUUGACCCUGCACUGAUUUUCCACAAAAAUGGAGCCGACACCGAUACAGCUGCAUCGCUAAACUCCGACCCCGAAGCUAAUCUGACUUUAUCAGAUGAACCACUGGUCCUCCAGCAGAGUUUGGACUUUACAAGUUUUCCAUUGGGUCUGCCUCCUCCUCAAAACGAAGGCAAAGACUCCUCAGCUGGUACUCCCGUUGGACCUUCUGUUGAGCAUUUGCAGACUCAUGCUGUCAUCUUGAAAAAGGUUGAGGCGGAAACUUUAGAUUCUCUUGCUGAGGACAAUUCACUUUCAGAAGUUUCACCCAAUCCAAAGCCAAUCAUCAACUGUGAAAAUGGACUAAUGCCUCUCGCGCCAGACGCAUCCGAGAAGCCUCCAACAAGAGAGUCCGGCCUGUGUUUAACAACGCACCAAGUACCCAAAGAGACGACGCACAAAAAGGCGCAAAACAACACCCAACAGGGGAAAGUAAUGUGUGAAAUCUGCCUCAUGUGUUUCAGGACUGUGCCAGGUUUAAAAAGACAUAAAGCCAUGAAACAUUCGGUUAGACCUGUGAAACACAUCGGCCCACAGAGCACAGCAUCAAGCCAUCAAGGGACUGUGCUUAUUUAUGAAGCAUCGCAAACUACAGAGAAGGAACAUAAAGAUGAUUCACAGACCUGUUGCCCAACAAAAAUAGUCGGGCUGCCUGAGACAACAAGCACUCUCAUAUCUACAGCUGCAGAGUCUGCGUCGGUCCUUGAGGAAAUGGCAUCUGAGACGAGUGCAGUCGCGGUGGAUGAAACAGGCCGUCAAAACCCUCAAAAAGCAAACAAGAACAACAAGGCGAGGAAGACCAAAAGCAGCGAGGCAAACAUAAAGCCAGACCCGUUCUCUGAUGAGCUUUUGAAUAUAUUAAAAACAGACAUACUUCAAGCUAUAACUCCUGAAUUCAAAAGCAGCGGGAUACAAGAGCAACACAAAUCUCCCAAGGAACAUGUGGGAAUCGUUGACCGAGCUUUAACCGGAACAGAGACGUUCCCCAACUCUGUUUCUGUUAACUUUGUCAAAAAGGCCCCAACAGAAGAACUAAAUGUACUUAAUGGGACUGUGGCACUUAAUCAAAUCACUGAUGCACAAGAAAGCAUAACAGAGAUGGCAAAUGGGGAAGUAUGUACAGAUGCAAUUUUGGAAAGUGCUGCACCUGUAGAAAAAGAUAUUAUGAGAGAAUACGAUGAGUCUGUAAUGUCUCUGUGCAAUGUGGAAGUAAUGUGUGAACAGAAAAAAUCACAAGAGAUCCUCGCCCGAGAGAUUCUGAGAAAAGUGACAGUUGAGAUAAAAUGUGAGAAUAAGAGUGGCCCUCCAGACAUGGUACAUCCUGUCGCCUGUUUGAAUCCUGCCCCUCUCAGUCCUCCCUCCAGCUUGAGUCCCGAUCUGAAGUCCCUGCUCGACGACGACACCACGUUCUCACAGCUGUUCCCCAGAGACGAGGAGGCGAAGAGAAAAAAGUGCCCCAGGGUGUACGGCAAGAAAAGUAAAAGGCAGAAACUAUCGCCUGAUUCGAGUGUUCCUCCCUCUGAAACUUUCAUGCACAAUAAAGAUCAAUGCGUGGAAAACCAAGCCAAGCCAAUGUUCACCGUCAAUCAGACCAGGAGCUGUGAAUACGAGGACAAACCUGUUGACAGUGCCGUCACAAAACCAUUGUCAGAUGUUCAACAAAGUGACAAACAGGAUGUUUGUGAGAACACUAAAGAGUUCGGCCUCUUAGAUCCACUUCAGAGCACCAUUGAUAAAUCUUCAAUCGAAUGGAGCGGCUCCAGUGACUUCAGUGGUUUUGAUGCAGGCCCAGUGAUUCCCUCUAAUCCCAGCACAUGCAAACCAGAAGCCCCAGUUGCACCUUACUCUCUGCCCCCGCCCUCCGUCCCCUACGCUGUCGAGCCGUGCAACACAGACAACGUCCAAACCUUCAACAGCAUCGACAUCCAGAACAUCAACACAACAUUUCAGCUUCCUGAGAUUCAGUUCUUUGAACCCAACAAAGACAUCACAGUGGCUCCGCCUAUCGGAACUGUUGACGAGGAAAUCAGAGAUGAAGAGAAAUCUGACAAAGUAACCGAGCGACGAGGCAGGAAGAGGCAAGACGGGAGGAUGAAGGUGAAAGACAAGCAGUACAAAUGCAAAGUGUGCUUCACUUGGUUCCUCACCCUGGGCGAGCUGAACUUUCACAAACUCUCCCACAACCCCUCCCCCCCUCCGACCUGCUACAUGUGUGUCCAACGCAAGUUCAGCUCCAGGGAGCAGCUGAGGGACCACCUGAGGGAGAAACAUGCCAAGAACAAGACGGGUAUCUGGACCUGUGGAAUGUGCUUGAAGGAGAUAUCAGACGUGUGGAUGUACAAUGAACACUUGCGAGAGCAUGCCACUCAGUUCGCCCGGAGAGGUCAAACCCAGGGCUCCAUGUUGGGCAUUCCCGGCUGCUUCAUGCAGGAGACGGCCGUGAAGAACUUCAUCACCUCAAUCAUGCAGCACCGCCCCAGCAAAGCCAACAGAGAGUCCAGCAGAGCUACCAAAGAACAGGAAAAAGUUGCUGCUGCAGAUAGCACUGCAGUGGGAGGGGCGAAACACUCAGAGGGGGCUGAGCCAAGAGUUCCCAAAAGUAAAAGUAGCAGCGGAGCAGGCGGGAAGCAGAACACAUUAACCCCACUCGAGGUCCUCCACAAAACAGAGACACCUAAAAGUGUUGAGAUGCAUCCCAACUGCAAAGACCCCUCGAGAGACUGCCACCACUGCGGGAAACAAUUCCCCAAGCCGUUUAAACUCCAAAGACAUUUAGUGGUUCACAAUUUGGAAAAGAUCUUCCUGUGUCACAAAUGUCCCGUCUCUUAUCAGGAGGCCCAGGAGCUCAAAGGCCACCUGAAGAGGGCGCACGAGGAGGUGGAUGAGCUUGAUUCAAAACACACCACGCUCUACACCUGUGAGCUCUGCGCCGACGUCAUGCAUGUGAUUAAGAAAUCCUUCAUCUGCAGCACCUGUAACUACACCUUCUCCAAGAAGGAGCAGUUUGAUCGACACAUGGAGAAACACCUGUCGGGCGGGAACAAAAUCUUUAAAUUCAGAGGUGUUUACAGACCAGUCAAAGCGUCCGCUGCCAAAGAAGAUGAAUGCGACUCUCCGGCGAGUAAGAAGAGGAGGAUUCUCUCCGACAGUCUGCAGGAAAACAGUUCAGACAGCGGCAUCGCCAGCGUCAGCUCCCUGCACUUAAGUCAAAACUCAGAAACAGCAUCUUCAAAAGUCUCUGCGUCCACAGCGGACGACUCCACACAGACCGUAUCCAACGAGUACCACAGUGACACAAACAGUCCAAACGUGAAGACCGAGGACACGGCUGAGGACUACUCUGAACUGCUUGUAGAACUUGAGAAGUGUAUUCACAGCAGCUCUUCAGAGUCUGCUUCACCAAAGAAAGAGGAAAUUGACCCAAACACCUCACCCAUUCUCGAUAAAGAGGGUAAUGGAAAAUCAAUUGCUGAACCGUAUGAUGUGAAAGAGGAGGAUGAGUCAGUCUGCAUUAGAGCAGAGACGACCUCAUGGUCGGUGUCGAGAGAGAAUAUUUGUGCGGAGGAGGAGGAGGCUGUUAGAGUUAAGGAAGGCUCCGAUGAAAGUGACACAGCUGAGCCAGAAAAAGCAGGUUCACUACCUCCCGGUGACGACUGUUUUGUCAGCUUAAAGGACAAUCAAACGACGCCUGAGUCGGCAAAGAAUGACAAAGCUGCUGAUGUCACUGAGCAGCAGAGGGAUGACGAGCAUCACCCGACAAAAGUUUCAAAUACUGACAGCAAACAGCUGACUUUAUCUCAAGGUGCUGAGCAGGAAUGUAGCAGUCACACAAAAGACAAAAUCACUCCAGCCAAAAUGACCGACAACACUAAAAACUACACUACUACAACAACAAGCGGUACAAAGGCUUCAGAUUCAACGCCCGCCCUCCACUCCAAGAGUCCCCCCAAUGCUUUAGUGUUGAACGAGGACAAAGAAUCUGUGAGACCACAGAAGAAGAGGAAAGACAUGAAAUCCCCCCACGGUCUGCAGAGGGUUUCCUCUCCAGCUACACAGGAGAACUUUGGUGUCGAUUCCAGGGCCAAGAAGAAAUUUCGCACAAGCAAGUGUGCAAAUCCCUCCCUGCAAAGAAAGUCUGACGGACCCAAUGACUACCCCGUGCUUUCCUCGGUGCGGGACGAUGUUGUUAGCAACAAAAUCGUCUCCAAGUGCAAGAGUUCAAACCUGCAGUCUAAAAGAAGCUUGCUGGACGGUUGUAAGAAAGCUGAGAUUGUGACUCCUCUUAACGGGGACUUCAAAGCCAAAAAGGGACCUUUGGGGCGUCCUCUGCAUCCCCCUAUUUCUAAAAUGACUUCAGUCCCCAUUAACAAUUCUUUGAAUAAAUCAAGGCCGAAAAUGGGGGUUCGGUCAAUGGAGAGCCACUCCUACAGGACCGCCGAGUCCCAGAACCACCUCCUAAGCCAGCUGUUUGGCCAAAAACUCACAAGCUUUAAGAUUCCUUUAAGGAAGGACACGUCAGAAUCUAUUAACUGAAAGGGGGGAGAUGGAUCUGUGAAUAAGGGACUGUAUAUUUCACAGUUAUAAAUGUUUUAAAUUCAUUAUGGUGAAUAAGAUUGCACAGCUCUUUUCUGUGAAACGCUAUCUGUAAGUCUUACGUAGUCACUUUAAUGUCUUCUUUGUACAUGUGUUUUUUAUUACACAAAUGUGAGGACGAACGGCAGAUAUGAAUUUAUGGAUCAAAGAUGAAUAUGCCGGUUGGAAAAAUCAUUGGUCUUUUUCUUUUUUUUUUGUCUUUGUUGGAUAUCAUCCACUUCACAGAUUCUAAUUCAUUUACCUUGAGGAAAGAAAAAAAAGAAAUACUUGAAAACACAUCUAAAACAUUCUCUUUAAAGAAAUGCAUGUUUAUUUUGCAUUCACAACAUGAUCUUAUUAGUUUCAGUCUUUCUGCUAAAAAAGGACCAAAUGACAUCUUCAAACUGACCUGGACUAUCGUCUGUGCACCUUCAGUACAUGCUUUUGACAUAUUACAUUUUGUAUUCUUUUUUUUUUUUUUUUAACUUUACUGUAAUGCAUUGACAAUUCAUCAUAUUAGCCUUUUUGUAUAAACAUUUCCUGGUGCUACAUUGUGUUCGAUUGUAAUGUGAAUACCAAUGUCCUCGGAAGGGAACGUGAGAUCUGUAGCGAUUACAGUACAUUCAUCCAACUGUUUUUUACUGCUUCUCUGUAGUUUGUUCAAGAUACUGUGUCAAAACCAUCCAAGUACUUCAUAUGUGGGCCGACAGAAGAUUAGGAAAGCUUCCAUUGUUUUUAAACUCAGGUCCAUACGAGGAUGUCACAGUCCCAAGACCUGUAUUCAGAGUUCUUCCCAUGCACUGAUAAUACCGCACACAAUUCACAAACUCACUCAUCUGUGUCUGUAACUCCAACUGUUUCAUUAUGAUGAGUAUUUACUAGAACAACAAACAAAAAGGUGCUUCAUCUUGUUUAUACUGUAUGUAUCUUAUAUUGUAUAAAAGUGUAGGUAGAUUAUUUUGGUGUCAUGCUUCAUGUCAAAGUUCUAUUUUAAUAAUGUGCAGAGUGAAUCAGAAUGAGAAGAAAGGGAACUGCAGUGCCUCUUGAAAAGCUGUUUGAGUGGUUCACUAAGUGCCUCUUUAAUAGGUUGUUAAUAAAGAUAUGAAUCGGUA
Messenger RNA from Labrus bergylta (ballan wrasse), 12071 nucleotides. NCBI's taxonomy places the organism in Eukaryota, Metazoa, Chordata, Actinopteri, Labriformes, Labridae. The record is from RefSeq and is a predicted model, not a curated record.